AUGUCUGCAACACCCCGUGACGACCUCGAGCCAGAGACCACUGAGGGUUUCGUGGUGGGAGAGAAGAAGACAAUCGAUGAGUACCAACAGCUAGACCAAAAUGAUGAGUCUCUUCGAAAAUGGAAGGAGUCUCUCGGAAUCGGCUCUGGUACUCCUAUCGCAGACCCCAAUGAUCCUCGUCGUGUGGUGAUCCUCUCCUUGGGUUUGGAAGUUGAAGGCCGGCCCGACAUCAUUCUGGACUUGGAAAAGGCAAACGCUCUUGAGGAUCUCAAGAACCACCCUUUCACCAUCAAGGAAGGCUGCACUUUCCGCAUGAAGGCGAGGUUCCGCGUGCAGCACGAUGUCCUUAGUGGAAUGAAGUAUGUGCAGGUCGUGAGCAGGGCGGGCUUGAAGAACAAGUCGCAGGAAAUGAUUGGCUCUUACUCGCCAAACACGACGGACAAGAGGGAAUACGAGAAGAAGUUCGAGGCCGACACUGCUCCCUCUGGCAUGCUCGCAAGAGGUAAAUACAAGGCUGUCUCCAAAUUCAUCGACGACGACAGCCACACUCAUUUGCAGUUCGAUUGGACCUUCGAGGUCAAGAAGGAAUGGUAG
Ramularia collo-cygni is the source of this 594-nucleotide messenger RNA. Its product is annotated as probable rho-gdp dissociation inhibitor. Gene Ontology annotation, biological process: Rho protein signal transduction. Gene Ontology annotation, molecular function: protein binding; Rho GDP-dissociation inhibitor activity. The record is from RefSeq and is a predicted model, not a curated record. Gene Ontology annotation, cellular component: cytosol; membrane; cytoplasm. The coding region runs from base 1 to 594 and encodes 197 amino acids. The transcript has 4 exons. NCBI's taxonomy places the organism in Eukaryota, Fungi, Ascomycota, Dothideomycetes, Mycosphaerellales, Mycosphaerellaceae.